Molecule: messenger RNA, 3755 nt
Organism: Erpetoichthys calabaricus (reedfish)
Lineage: Eukaryota; Metazoa; Chordata; Cladistia; Polypteriformes; Polypteridae
Gene: samd13
Product: sterile alpha motif domain containing 13
Exons: 5
Coding region: 139-525 (128 amino acids)
Molecular function (GO): protein binding
Source: RefSeq, a predicted model, not a curated record
AUUGGCUUCCACGAGCGAUCUUGUAGGGAUCCGUGCAUGUGAGUUUAGUUCUGGGAGGAAGCUUUUCUCGGUAUCUACUCUAAUCAGAAAAAGAGGCACUCAAUGGCUUCUUGACUACCCAGAAAACUUUAAAGAGUGAUGAUUUUAAAGAAACACGCAUUCAAGAAUAAGAGUUUCAGAUUUAUGCCAUCAAAUGAAACAUUUGUUUGUGAACUUCAAACAACUGCUAGAAUGGAGAACAAGGAGAAUGGUUCAGUGGACACAAAAAACUUGGUAGAGAAUGGACAGCUACCUGAUCCAGCAGAAUGGGCUGUUUUAGAUGUUGUUAAUUAUUUUAAAGCAGUUGGAUUUGAGGAGCAAGCAAAUGCAUUUCAAGACCAGGAAAUUGAUGGAAAGUCUUUGCUGCUAAUGACAAGAAACGAUGUCUUGACUGGACUUUCACUAAAGCUUGGCCCAGCCCUAAAAAUAUAUGAGUAUCAUGUAAAGCCUCUUCAAACACAGCAUUUGAAAAACAAUACUUCAUAGCAGUGCAACAGUGAAGCAGUGAAUGCAUAAAGUGUUUAGUCUGCAUCUCUUGUGAAGUAAUACAAGCAAAUGCCAAUAAGGAAAAGACAAUCAGAGAAGGUGGAAAUAGCAACCCAUUGACUCCUCAUCUGCAGAGAAGCCAUUCUGUUUACUGGACUGUUUUACACAUUCUUUUUAACUUGAAGUAGUGGAGUGUUUGUCUUUCUUUACUUUUACCAAACAUUGAAGGCACUAUUAAUUGCUGAAUAUUAUGCCUACAUUCAAGUAAUACAAAGUAUGUGUAAAAAUUGUACAUAGGCAAUCCUUCUUUUGUCUAAAGAUGAAAAAAUAUGAAUGUGAAGUGUAAGAGAAAUUAUUUCUGUUUACCUUUUACGUUUUUUAGAGUAAAGUGGGAAACAGGAAUGUAUUUUUUUGUCCAAAAUGCUGUAAGAUUUGCUUAAUAUCUGAAAACCCAAUGUACAUUUAACUCUGUUGCUUUUAAAAAUAGUGAUCCUAUUUUUGUGAAUGGCAAGAAGUAAUUAUGCAGCAGAUAGCGUAGCAAGUCUUUGAAAGAUGAUGUUCUGUAAUGAUUUUAAUGUUCAUACUAGAACAGAUCAGUCUUGCUGUGUAUUUAGGGUAUUUUUCCAGUGAUUUGUUAUAAAAAUACAGUUUAUAUAAAAAACUUAAGUUUUUCAAAAUGUAAAAAUCUAUAUUAAUCAUGGAGGUUUAGAACAAGAACAAAGAAAAACUGUUUUAUACAAUGAUUUUCCAAAAUAGUAGUUAUUAGAUAGGCUAUUUAAAUUUAAAACUGAACGUUUUUGACUAGCAUAUUUAUUUUCUGCUUUAAAGCCUGCAAUCUUGUGUCCCUUAUGCAGUAUUUGUGUUAUCUUUUGUAUAUAGGGUUUCGAUUCUAAUUUAAAAGCGGUGUCAGUGCAUUGUGAUAUUGAUCAACAAUCAUAAGUAUUUAUUUUUCUUUCACAUUUUAUUAACCAUGGUGCUUUUGCUCUUUAACAAAAGGAUUAUUGUGAUUCUGAAUGAUUAUGUUUAGUUUACAUUUUAUUUUAUUUACUGUAGACCUGGAUUCUACUGAAAAGCCCAGGAAUUAGGAACAGAAAGGAGAUAAAUAUGCAGGUAAUUAAUUACAUGGUGCUUUUUCUGACACAGUUCAGGCAUCUGUCAACAACUCCCUUCCAAGGGCUUUAAAUGUUAACAUUACUUAGUUUCUGCUUUAGUUAUCAAAGAUUCAUUACUGUAAAGUUUUUUUCCUCAAUUUGCACUAAUAUAGGUGACUUGUACAUAACCAUUGUCUUUCAUUUCUUUUAGAAACUGUUGUAACAAUUCAUUUUGGUAAGAUUUGAUACAAAGGGAGGCUAAGACAUUAACUGUCACAAUGAAAGACUUUCAAACUAUUGUGCACUGCAUAUUGAAAAUAUGAAAAACCACAGGAGAAUUUCAUCUUUUGAUAUGUUAAUGGCAUACAGCUGACAGGGUCAAGAACGCAGGACAUUUUUGUGGUUGUAGACAGGAAUAUCAGACUUAAGCUUUAAGGUUUUAGUUAUUUUACAUUUUAUUUCACUCAAGUGUAUUGAUAACCAACAAUAGAUCAUGAGAUAAAGACAACAUGAAGCACACAGAAUGGCAGACUUCAUACAGAUCUGGUUCACCAGUCUGUCAAUUUAUUAGGAUGUGUGUGUGUGUGUGUAUGUUGGUAUGUUGGUACAGCUAAAUAUUUCUAAUUCUAAAUACUGUUUUGUUUGCCAAAUUUGUAUUUUGUGCUGAUGGAGUUUUGUUCCAAUGCAAAUUGUGAAUAUCAUUUCCAUAUGACUUAUACUGCAGAAUUUUUUUUUGUUUUUGUUUUGUCUGUCAGUUACAGUAUUUAUCACACAGGUAGCUGUGGAUAGUUCCAUUUUGCUAGAGAACUAAUCAACAGCACUGCUGCACAGAACACUCCACCUAUGUUUUUAACACAUUUAGGAACCAAAGACAAGCAUUUUUAGACAAUUAAACCUAAUUGGUUUUAAUAUAAGUUUGAAAUGCCAUGUAGCUGCUGCUCUGAGCUUUGAAAUAAAGUAGUACAGUGACUAUCAGAAUUUGGAUUUGUUGAUUAUUUAUUUGUAAUUACAAGGAAAAUAAUGAGUUGAGAAUUCUGGUAGGUUUUAAUUAAGCUUUUUAUUUUAGUUUAAAGUAGUACAGUAUAAGACAAUCACCUAAGCAGAAUAAAAGAAAAAGAUACUUCCAGCCUCAGGAAAGUAUCUUUAUGAAAUGGAUGAAGUUGCAGCUUUCAUUGUCUAGGAAUCCAGAUGGCUUCAAAGCUUGGAGAAAGGCUUUCUUCUCACUGUACCAGUUAUGUUACCAGAAGGAUUGUCUAAAGGUAAAAGCACCUAAAAUAAAAAAAUAACACAGCUGGUUAAAGUGUAUUUUGCCAGUAAUCCCAGCAAAAAUUAAUGCAGUUUUCAUGCUAGAGUACCCUUCAUUUAUUUUUUCUUUUGCAAAAGUAACAUGAAAACAUAUUCCUUUCUCCCAGUGUUUAAAACAUGUAUUUGUAAACAUAUAAUUGUGGGGAAUAAGAUGGGACUUGUUAUGACUAAUAUGAGACUGUUCAUACCUUAUGCAAUUUUUAUUUGUUUUUUUAACUUGAAUUAUAUAAAUAGAAUAUUGCCUACUGUGAUGCACAUAUGCUUCGACUACAGAUGCCUAAUUGGUAAAAUACAUUGUAGGCUGCUGCAAGUGGUUGUUAAUUUUUGUUGGGUAUGACUGUUACUGAAAGGUGAUGGGUAUGUAAAAUGAUCAAGCUGUGUAUAUCAGUAUCUUUGUGGGAUGCCAAAAGUCAAGAUUACUCUGUCAUGUAAUAGCUAGUUUGCAUUAACAUUCAGCUUCCUAUACCUUUUCAGUAAAUAACAUGUCCUUUCUGGUCAUCUAUGGUAUCAGGGCAGGAACCAGCCAAUCACUAUGUCUAAUUAAUUUACACACACAGCGGCGCAUCUACGGCACUCCUUCUAAUGUAUUAAGGCUUAAUAAUAAACUCUCCAUUUGAAAUAAUUAUUUCAAAUAAUGGCAAAUAAAAACUUAAUUGACCCGUACACUACUGCUGUUCAGCCUUCUGCUAUAGGACAUUCAAAUUGUGAGAAACGUUUCUGCCAGCUUUUAGUUACCAAACCCUUUUAUCAGAAGACAAUGUUCUACAUGAAACAGUUGCUCAGUAGUAAAUGUAUUUUUUGUAACAGCCUUUAAUAAAUUUGAAGUAUGAAAAU